CCAUGCAACACACGCAUUCACACUGGCCAAGUUUAUUGUCGGCUAACACUAGUGAUUUGGAAAAGUUUUGCUACUGACGUUAGCUAUCAUUGACGUAACCACACAAUGAUUCCAAACUGACAGUUGCUUCUUUUGACAUAUUGACAGUUGCGCCUGUGGAAUACAAGACGGUGGUGAGUGAUGGCCGUGAAAGCCAAUCCUCUUAUCCCGGUCGAAGCUUUAAAUUGACUAAAAUAGACAUUAUUCUGCCUACAUUUAACCUUUUAUUAUACUUUGAGGGGGGUUUAAAGUAAAGCAAUAUGAAGUUUAAUGUUUUACAACCAGAUGUGAGCGGGGACGGUCAAUAGAAAACAGGCUUCAGCUUAAGCAGACAUUUUCCGCUUGGUCCUAGUGCUUGACCCAGUUACAUUUAAUAUAGCGCAACAUUGGUUUUGGACGGCAAAAAACUGCCUUUUGAAAAAGUGCCGUCAAUGCUAAGAAAACGUCAUAGUGCGCAUGUCUAUUUGGGACUGCUAUUUCAUGUUAAUUUGCCACAAAAGAUGAAAAAAACGACGGGACUGUUUGUUUCCUUUUCUCUGCAUAUUCCGCCCAAAGAUCGUUAGUAACUGCUUAUUAGUUAUUCAGUGCACUUUGAAGUUUCCCGGGACACCUUAUCUCGCUAGCUGCUAACAAGAGACGUGGGGGCUAGCAACACAUACUGCACAUGCGCCAGCAGCCAUUUUGGACCACUAUUUUGGGUAAGGUUUCAAGCAAAAACCAUUGCUUGAAACCUGAAAAGGCUAGCAAAAGAUUUGUUCUCUUGUCUCUACAUUGUUCCGGGUAAACAUCGUCACUUUGAAAUGUGUAAAGUCCAAAUACUGAGAGUGUUGGUGAAUCAGCGACUAACUGCGGCUGUUGAAGAAAUAUUUGUAGUGUUGGAAAGAACGAUAGCAGAGUACGAGGAGGAACUUUCUCGAACAAAAGACGAGAACGAGCGACAACGUCAACUACUGGACGCUGUUUUCAAGAAGCAUCAACUUGAGCCACACGGAGCAGGCAUCCAGCACGUUAAAGAGGAAGAGAAGACCAAAGGGCUGGAGGAGGAGGAUGACACCAAGUUACCUUGGAUUCAUAUAAUUGUGAAGGUUGAAGAUGAUGAAGACAAAGGUGAAAGUGAGGAGAAGAGAGAGGUGGAGCCUCCAAGCAGCAGCUCAACUCAACACAUGACAACAGAAGCUGAUGGAGACCACUGUGGAGGAUCACAAGCAGACAACCUCUUAGCUCCACUAUCAGAUAGUGACGACACAACGUCACACUCUCCUGACACUGAUGAUGAAGACUCUAAAGCUGAUAUGACAUGUCACACUGACAACACAAACUUUAAAUGCUCUCUCUGUGACAGAACUUUUAAUGACAGCAGUAAUCUGAAAAGACACUUGAGAUGUCACACAGGAGAGAAACCGUACAUCUGCUCAUUUUGUGGUAAAACGUUUUUUCAGAAGAUCAAUUUGACAGCACACACAAGAACACACACCGGAGAGAAACCAUACUCCUGUGCAGUUUGCAAUACACAUUUUAGUCACCAGUCAGCACUGACUCGACACGUGCGACGACACACUGGCGAGAAACCUUUUGCCUGCUCGUUGUGCGGUAAAGCGUUCAACCUGAAGGGGUCUUUGACGGCACAUACAAGAACACACACUGGAGAGAAACCUUUUAAAUGCUUAAUUUGUGGUAAAAACUUUUCUCAAAGGUCACACUUGACAACACACACAAGAACACACACUGGAGAGAAACCUUUUGCCUGCUUUGUCUGUGAUCAAAGUUUCUCUGUUAAAGGAGGUUUGACGGCACACAUGAGAACACACACUGGAUAGAGAUGAUGUGGUUAAUAUGCAUGGUUACUGUGGCCUGCUAUGAUAUGUUGUGAUGUGGCAACAACUUAUCAGUCUUUUGCUGAUGUUUUCAUGUUGGAGAUUUCUUAGGUGGGAUUCUAUUGCAGUCUAAAGCAAUCGAUAACAGACCAACUGAGGGACAAUCACUGGCCGAUAAUGGAUCAUUCAUCAACAUGAAGUACAAGUAACCUGUGUCACCUUUUUAAACAUGUACCUUUUAACUUAUGCUGCUAUCUUGUUUUCCCUGAACUUCCCUGAACAGUGAAAACAAUACAUUGUAGCAACCUCGUCACUCAUUGUAACAGUUACACGGCCACAAUACAAUGUGUUGACUGGUGUAAAUUUGACCCAGAAUAAAAUUCAAAUUCACAAAUGUAGAUUUGGCAUCAUAUUUAAGGAUCUGAUCCUCUGUGGCAGAAGCAAGCUUCGGGUACACGGAAUGUCACCUCUCUGGUGUGGAAGGAGCCUGAGCUGGUGCGCAUGGUUGAGAAGUUCUGGCUAAAUGUAGUUCGGACUCACCUUGUUGAGCAGGAAGGGCUCUGGAACCAGUCCGUUCAAGAGGGGUUCCACUUUG
Messenger RNA from Dunckerocampus dactyliophorus (ringed pipefish), 2448 nucleotides. Its product is annotated as zinc finger protein 892-like. NCBI's taxonomy places the organism in Eukaryota, Metazoa, Chordata, Actinopteri, Syngnathiformes, Syngnathidae. The record is from RefSeq and is a predicted model, not a curated record. The coding region runs from base 840 to 1856 and encodes 338 amino acids. The transcript has 2 exons. Gene Ontology annotation, molecular function: RNA polymerase II cis-regulatory region sequence-specific DNA binding; DNA-binding transcription factor activity, RNA polymerase II-specific. Gene Ontology annotation, biological process: regulation of transcription by RNA polymerase II.